AGCGAGCAUAUUCUGUCGAGACGUGGAUAAGUAUAUUUCUUGAAAGUCUUCUUGUACCGCGAGUAAAGUGCAUUUCUGAUAUCAGUCCUCCCCCAAUGGUUGAUCAGUACAUAUAAUCAAUUUUGCAAAUUAACUGGAUCUCUUCGAAUUUUGAAUCUUAUCUGGCUUUUCGAAUAAUCGUCGUCACGUCCUGGGGGAUCUCUUAUCGUUACUGUGCAUGGCGCGAGAAAAAACUUGGCUGCUUAAAAAUCAUGGAACUACAUUCUCGACGUUCCAAUCCACCUUCUAUAGAUCGAGUAGUUUAGAGGAGUUAGGAGAAAAAUUUGGAAAAUGGUCCAGCAUCUGUUUAUUGGUCCACUUAUUCAUUUUAAUAAUGAAGGGGAGCUGCGUGUCGUAGAGAAUGCUGAAAUAUUAGUGGAGGAUGGAAAGAUAACGAGGGUUGUUGAAAAUCAGAGAUCUAAAGACGUUGCAAUGGAACAUGUGACUCGGUUAGAAAACGGACAAUUUUUUGUUCCUGGAUUUGUAGAUUGUCAUAUUCAUGCUGCACAGAUACCAAACCUAGGAAUUGGCUAUGAUAAGCCCUUAUUAGAUUGGUUAGAACAUUAUACAUUUCCGUUAGAAAAAAAGUUUCAGGAUCAAAACUUUGCUAGACGUGUUUACGAAGCUGUCGUGAAGCGAACGAUAUCUGUGGGAACAACAACUGCUUGCUACUUUGCUUCUCUUUAUGGAGAAUCCUCCAAGAUUCUUGGACAGAAAGCAGCACAGUAUGGACAGAGAGCAUUCAUCGGUAAAGUUAAUAUGAACAAUCCCCAUGAAAAUGGUUAUUUUGAAAGUACAACGGAAUCAGUGUCGAAAACUCUGGAGUUUAUACAAGCCAUUAAUGAAAUAGGGAGCUCUUUGGUAAAGCCUAUCAUAACACCUAGAUUUGUUUUAAGCUGUGACAUGGAACUUAUGACGAUGUUAGGGAACGUAGCUAGAGAAAUGGAUCUUCAUGUACAGACUCAUAUUGCUGAAAAUUUAGAAGAAGUGAAAAUAGUUUCAGAGACAUUUAAACAACAUUCAUCGUAUGCUGCCAUUUAUCAUGCUGCAGGUCUUCUGACCAAAAAGACAUUACUAGCUCAUGGAAUUUAUCUCAGCGAUGAAGAACUUAUUUUGCUGAAAAAUCAAGGCACAUCUAUUGUACAUUGUCCAUCGUCGAAUACAUGUCUGAAAAGUGGGCUUUGUGAUGUACAAAGAUUAAAAAGGUUUAACAUUAAAAUUGGUCUAGGAACAGAUGUGUCUGGAGGGCAUAGUGCAUGUAUGUUAGAAGUUAUGAGAGCUGCAAUCCAAGUUUCUUGUCACCUCGCAUUAUUAACGACGAAUUAUCAACCAUUGAACUAUAAAGACGUAUUUUAUUUAGCUACACUUGGUGGUGCAACAGCUCUUACUUUAGACGACAAAAUAGGAAAUUUAGUUCCUGGAAAAGAUUUUGAUGCUCUAGUUGUAGACCUUAAUGUUCAUGAUGGGCCAUUAGAUAAUUUAUGCGAAUACACAUUAGAAGAAAAGUUACAACGAUUCAUUCAUUCAGGAGAUGAUCGUAAUAUAGUUGAAGUUUAUAUCGCAGGGCAACGUGUCAAAUAA
Molecule: messenger RNA, 1620 nt
Organism: Orussus abietinus
Lineage: Eukaryota; Metazoa; Arthropoda; Insecta; Hymenoptera; Orussidae
Gene: DhpD
Product: guanine deaminase
Exons: 10
Coding region: 331-1620 (429 amino acids)
Biological process (GO): guanine catabolic process
Cellular component (GO): cytosol
Molecular function (GO): zinc ion binding; guanine deaminase activity
Source: RefSeq, a predicted model, not a curated record